AUGGGCUCUUCAUCUACAGCAAAGAAGAAAUCAAGUUCCUCCUCCACCACAAUCACCAAGAAAAGAACCGCGGAUCAGGCCAACCUCUCCGAUGAAUCUUCUCAAGCAAAACGUCCUAGUAUUCACCCAGCAACCAAAGGUAUAACAUUAAGCACCAAGCCCAAGAACGAAACCCAAUACAUCUACGCCGUCAUCCAGCGAUCCAUCCCUGUCUACACAGGUAACUACCCCGAGGACAACGAGCGAGACGAGGGGGACGAGAUCAUUACAGUAUGCGGACCUUGGAGAUGCGAGUCGGAGGUGGUGUGGGAGUGGGAAGAGUGGGAUGGUCCGGAGGCUAGCAUUUUUACGUUUGAAGGGGAUGGGGAGAUGUAUGGAUGGUGGGUGGAUAAGGAGUGUGAGAUGGAGGGGGUGUGGGUGGAGAUAAGGAUGGAGGGUUUUGGGGAGGGGGUCGGAGGAGGUGUAGAGAAGGGAGAGGUUGGUUCCUGGAGGAGGGGUGGAGAGUGGGGAUGGGGGAUGGGUGAUGAGUGA
Hymenoscyphus albidus is the source of this 531-nucleotide messenger RNA. Lineage: Eukaryota; Fungi; Ascomycota; Leotiomycetes; Helotiales; Helotiaceae. The record is from the annotation of a GenBank genome assembly.